GGAAUCUUCUUCCCUAAUAGAAAAACUAUAAACUCUUUUUUUGCGUGUGUAUGAACUAAUUUUUUUUUUCAAUAAAUGAAAUUCCUUGAAGAUAAUACAAUCUUUUAUAAAAAUUUAUUUCCGAAUUAAGGCUCUUUAUUUCUUUCUCUGUCAGCAAAUUGGUCGAAUUUUAUUUUUGUUUUUAUUUGAAGAUGAAGGAAAAGCAUAGCAUUUGGCGUACAAGUGAUAACUCACAAUUUUCUUAUGUAUUUAGUUCCCUACUUUUUUAAGCCAACCAUUUUGCUUCAGAAUCUCUUUGCGUUGGGAACCUUUUCAAAGUUCUUACGCUUUUUUUGGCCUCUGAUAUUUGCCCAGAUCCAUUUUGCAGCACUUGAUUCUGUGUCAGAUUGAGCCAAACUACUUUCUGCAUUAGUAGUCAUCAAAAGAACUCUGUUUUGAGCAAAUUGGAAGUAAUAUUGACAUGUCCUUUCUCGGUUCAGUGCUUUAGUUAUUGAAUUUCUUAAGCUUGAAUAAAAGGUUAGAGGGAACUGAGAUGGACAUUGGAGCUCUUUUAACUUCUGCCGGAAUCAAUAUAGCUAUAUGUGUUGUGCUUUUGUCUUUGUAUUCCAUACUGAGGAAACAACCGAGCAAUGUUAGUGUGUAUUUCAUGCGGAGGCUUAUUUCAGAACCAAUAAAGCAUAGUGAUCCUUUUCACUUUGAGAGACUUGUUCCCUCUGCUAGUUGGAUCGUGAGGGCCUGGCAAGCGACCAAUGAAGAAAUAUUGGCUGCUGGUGGUGUGGAUGCUCUAGUUUUCUUGAGAAUAGUUGUUUUCAGUAUUCGGAUAUUCAUCAUUGCUGCUGCGAUUUGUGUUUUUCUAUUGCUUCCAGUAAAUUAUUAUGGACAAGAAAUGCAGCACAAGCAAAUCCAUUCAGAAUCACUGGAAGUAUUUACUAUUGGAAAUGUAAAGGAAGGAUCACAAUGGUUUUGGACCCACUGUCUUGCAUUAUAUGUCAUAUCCUGCUCAGCUUGUGUUCUACUUCACUUUGAGUACAAAAAUAUCACUAAAAUGAGAUUAGCACAUAUUACUGGCUCUCCUGUGAAUCCAAGUCAUUUCACAGUUCUAGUCCGUAGCAUCCCAUGUUCUCAGAAUCAUUCAUACAGUAAGUCGGUAGAAGACUUCUUUUCAACUUAUUAUCCGGCAAGCUAUGUGUCCCACCAGAUGGUAUAUCGGGCUGGUAGAGUUGACAAAUUAAUGAAGGAUGCAGAAAAAAUGUACAGAAUGCUAAAAACCAUUGAGUCGCAGACUAAAAAGAGUUAUAUGCCAUGUUGUCUUUGUGGUAAAAGUACACAUUCCUUUGAGGCACUUAACAAUGAUGCAGAAAGUGUUGAGAUUAAAACCAGCAGUGAUGAGUUGCAACCAAGUCAAAGAGAAAAGAAGGAUGUGGAGAAGAUAUACAGAAAGCUAAAAACCAUUGAGACACAAAAGAAAAUGAGUUCUACGCCUGGUUGUCUUUGUGGUGGAAUUAUGCAUUACUUUAAAAUGCUUAAAAAGGAGGCGGAAAGUGUUGAGUGCAAAACCAGCAGUGAUAGGUCGCAGCCAAGUCAAACAGACAAGGAACGUCCAGCUGCUUUUGUUUUCUUCAGGACUCGUUAUGCAGCUAUUGUUGCUGCACAAGUUCUUCAAUCAUCAAAUCCCAUGUUAUGGGUGACACAACUAGCCCCAGAGCCUAAUGAUGUUUAUUGGUCAAACCUCUCCAUACCCUACAAGCAAAUCUGGCUCCGUAAAAUAGCAACUCUUCUGGGUGCUAUUGUUUUUAUGUUCGUGUUCCUUGCUCCAGUUACAUUUGUGCAAGGCUUGACUCAACUAGACCAGUUAAGACAAACAUUUCCAUUUCUUAAAGGAAUCUUGAAACAGAAGUUCAUGAACCAGCUUGUAACAGGUUACCUACCAAGUGUAAUUCUGAUGUUAUUUAUGUAUGCUGUUCCACCAACCAUGAUGCUGUUUUCCACAAUUGAGGGAAAUGUUUCACAUAGUGAAAGGAAAAAAAGUGCUGGCAUUAAAGUUUUGUACUUCACAAUCUGGAAUGUUUUCUUCGUUAAUGUUCUUUCUGGAUCCAUAAUUAGACAAUUGAGUGUUUUCUCAAGUUUUAGAGACAUACCUACACAACUUGCCAAAGCAGUGCCAACCCAGGCUACCUUCUUUACGACCUAUGUUUUAACAUCGGGCUGGGCAAGCUUGUCCUUUGAAGUAAUACAACUUUUCCCUCUUCUUUGCAAUGGGUUCAGAAGAUUCAUACUAAGAAGGCAGGAAGAGCCCUGUAGUAAUCAUGCUCUAACCUUCCCUCACCAUACUGAAAUCCCUCGACUUCUUCUGUUUGGACUGCUUGGCUUCACUUGUUCUAUCAUGGCACCAUUAAUAUUGCCCUUCUUGCUGGUUUACUUCUUUCUUGCUUUCCUUGUCUAUCGGAACCAGAUUCUCAAUGUAUAUGUACCAAAAUAUGAAAGCGGGGGACAGUUUUGGCCUGUUGUUCACAACACAACAAUCUUCUCUUUAGUGUUGACACAAGUUAUCGCACUCGGGGUGUUUGGUAUAAAAAGAUCACCAGUUGCUUCUGGUUUCACUAUUCCUCUAAUAUUUUUAACUCUUCUGUUCAAUGAGUACUGUAGGCAGAGGUUUUCUCCCGUUUUCAAGAGGAGUCCUGCACAGGUUCUUAUAGAGAUGGAUAAACAAGAUGAGAAUUGGGGUAGGGCAGAGGAGAUAUAUAAGCUGUUACGUACAGCAUAUUGCCAGUUCCCAUUACUGUCACUGGACUUGUCAACUUCUCAGGAGUUGUCAAUGGCUGGAAACAGCGGGCAGAACAAAGAUGAGGGUAGUUCCAAAGAUCAAGAGUCACAUAAUCCAGAUUUGAACGAAAUCAAAUUGUUAAGUUAAAAUGAAUAGUGGGUCGUUCAUCAGAAGGGGAAGGAAUAGUAUAUGAACCGAAUUGGUUCAUAGAAACAUCCGUUUAAGGCUCUGUUAAUGGUGGCAGUGGGAUAUAGGGAAUAGUACACAAGGUGACUGUUUUUGCUCCACAAAAACCAUACAAAUUUAGUUACUUUGCCAUUUUAAUUCUCACACUUAAUGGGGGCAAAGCCCUUUGAUAUGCAUACAUACUCCAACAUUGUAUAGUUUAAAAGGAAA
This is a messenger RNA of Gossypium arboreum, 3160 nucleotides long. RefSeq names its product CSC1-like protein At1g10090. The transcript has 13 exons. Gene Ontology annotation, molecular function: calcium-activated cation channel activity. Lineage: Eukaryota; Viridiplantae; Streptophyta; Magnoliopsida; Malvales; Malvaceae. The record is from RefSeq and is a predicted model, not a curated record. Bases 533 to 2911 code for a protein of 792 amino acids. Gene Ontology annotation, cellular component: plasma membrane.